AUGUUGACUGUUCAUAAAAUGCAGUUUAGCGUUUUCUUGCUGUUUUGGGCAUGGGUUUUGUCCACAGAAUGCAGAGCUCACUGGCAAGGGAAAGAAAUUCACGAAGUCUACAAGAAAGGCAGUCGGCCUCAAAGACAGAGAAGAGAAACACAUGGAGAAUCACACAAGCAAGGCAGUCCAAUAUUGAAACGAAGUCCUGAUAUCACCAAAUCACCACUUACAAAGUCAGAGCAACUUCUGAGAAUAGAUGACCAUGACUUCAGCAUGAGGCCAGGUUUUGGAGGCCCUGCCAUUCCAGUCGGAGUAGAUGUACAAGUUGAAAGCUUGGACAGUAUUUCAGAGGUUGACAUGGACUUCACCAUGACACUUUACCUUAGACAUUACUGGAAAGAUGAAAGGCUAUCAUUUCCAAGUACCAACAACCAAAGCAUGACCUUUGAUGGCAGACUAGUGAAAAAGAUCUGGGUACCGGAUAUGUUCUUUGUGCAUUCCAAACGAUCCUUUAUCCACGACACCACCACAGAUAACGUCAUGCUCCGGGUCCAGCCAGAUGGGAAGGUGCUUUACAGCUUGAGGGUUACUGUAACAGCUAUGUGUAACAUGGAUUUUAGUCGCUUUCCCCUUGACACACAAACGUGUUCACUGGAAAUUGAAAGCUACGCUUACACUGAAGAUGAUCUCAUGCUGUACUGGAAGAAUGGCAAUGACUCCCUGAAAACAGAUGAGAGGAUAUCGCUAUCCCAGUUCCUCAUACAAGAGUUUCACACUACCACCAAACUUGCCUUUUAUAGUAGCACAGGCUGGUACAACCGCCUCUACAUCAACUUCACUUUACGCCGGCAUAUCUUCUUCUUCUUACUCCAGACCUAUUUCCCUGCCACUCUGAUGGUCAUGCUGUCCUGGGUGUCCUUUUGGAUAGACCGCAGAGCUGUGCCUGCAAGAGUUCCCUUAGGGAUCACGACAGUGCUGACCAUGUCUACCAUCAUCACGGGCGUCAAUGCCUCCAUGCCUCGGGUUUCCUACAUCAAAGCUGUGGACAUUUACCUCUGGGUCAGUUUUGUGUUCGUCUUCCUUUCGGUGUUAGAGUACGCAGCAGUAAACUACUUGACUACAGUGCAAGAGCGAAAGGAACGGAAGCUGCGAGACAAGCUUCCUUGCACUUGUACACUACCUCAGUCAAGGCAACUGAUGGGUAUGGAUAGCAGCUAUAGUGACGGGGAGGUAAAUGAACUGGGACAGUAUGUGUCUGAAAAUGGAGAUAAACAAGACCGAAUGAUGGUUCAGCUGGCACUUGGCUCAGAAAGGAAUUCAAGCAGGAGGAAAAACCAGAGAUACAGCAGCAUGAGGAUUGAUACACAUGCCAUUGACAAGUAUUCCAGAAUAAUAUUUCCAGGGGCAUACAUUUUAUUUAACCUGAUAUACUGGUCCAUUUUUUCAUAGUUAUUUCUUUAGCCAGUUUCCAUGUGGGUGGGACAUGUGUUAACUGUAUGAAAUUAAUGUCCAUCAAGAAAAUGUGACAAUAGAGACUGUUCAAUACUCCUGUUACAUGAAAUUCACACAAUGCACUCUCCAAUUUAUUAUACUGAGACCUAAGUGGAAAUCUCUGCUGAACUGCCAGUUAUACCAGGCCUCAAAACAAAAAAAAGUGGGGAGAGGGAGGAAUGAAAAUUUGCAAAGCAACAAAUGCUUUUAUUUCAAAAGACAGUAUGUGAUAGGCAUUUGUUAAAGUACAGAAUAUUGUAACAGUGUCGCUAUGAUGGGAAGAGGAAUUUCAGAGCACAUCUGUGUUCCAAUUACAGAAACG
This is a messenger RNA of Zootoca vivipara (common lizard), 1804 nucleotides long. RefSeq names its product gamma-aminobutyric acid type A receptor subunit rho1 (gene GABRR1). Gene Ontology annotation, molecular function: GABA-A receptor activity; extracellular ligand-gated monoatomic ion channel activity. The record is from RefSeq and is a predicted model, not a curated record. Gene Ontology annotation, cellular component: membrane. Gene Ontology annotation, biological process: monoatomic ion transmembrane transport. Lineage: Eukaryota; Metazoa; Chordata; Lepidosauria; Squamata; Lacertidae.